AUGUUAGGCAUCACAAAAUUAAUUAGCGAUUUCAGGGAAUUUAAGUUUAAAAAUCCCAGUUACGCGGAAUUGCCUAUAAAUGAUAACCCUGAGUAUAAUAUACCAGUCGCCGUCAACAAUGCUGUGUUUUCCAAGGUGCCCACAGAACCACUUGCAGGAAAGCUUCACCUAGUCUGUGUCUCUGAAGAUGCGCUAACUGAUAUACUUGACCUGGAUCCUACAGUUGCUGAGAGUGAUGAGUUUGUUGACUUUGUUGGAGGAAAAUAUUUACCUGAAGGUGCUCUUAGUGUAUGUCACAGAUAUGGUGGCUACCAGUUCGGCUAUUGGGCAGAUCAACUGGGUGACGGUAGAGCUCAUAUACUUGGAGAAUAUUUGAAUAGGAAUGGUCAAUUAUGGCAACUUCAAUUAAAAGGAUCAGGAGAGACUCCAUACUCUCGUUUUGGAGAUGGCAGAGCGGUGUUGCGCUCGUCAAUCAGGGAGAUGGUGGCGAGCGAGGCUUGCUUUUAUUUAGGUGUACCAACAACUAGAGCGGCCGCUUUGGUAGUGAGCGACGAUCAUAAAGUAUGGAGAGACAAGACUUACAGUGGCAAAGCCAGACAGGAGCGUGCCGCUGUGGUGCUUCGCCUAGCAAAUGCCUGGUAUCGCAUUGGCUCUUUUGAAAUCCUUCUCAAACGGCGCGAACCAGAUCUCGCAUGCAAACUAGCAGAUUUUAUAAUAACUUAUCAUUUUCCUGCGAUUAAAAUUACCGAUGAAAACAGAUAUGUUAAACUCUUCUCUGAAGUUGCGCAUAGGAACUUGGACAUGGUAGCAAAAUGGCAAGGACUAGGCUUCACACAUGGAGUUCUGAACACGGAUAACAUCAGCCUCUUGGGGUUGACCAUAGACUACGGCCCAUAUGGCUUUAUGGAACAUUACUAUAAGCACUAUGUGCCCAAUUCCUCGGAUGAUAUGGGAAGAUAUGCUUACAAGAUGCAGCCUGAGAUAGUCCUGUGGAAUUUGGAUAAGUUUGCAGAAGCACUAAUACCCAUUUUGACAGUUGAACAAAUACAGGAGGUUAGAGAAAUUCAAAGUAUGCUGGCAGAAUAUGUAGAGAACAGAAUAAGAAAUGUUUUUAAUCUCAAACUUGGCUUGGAAAAUUAUGAAGUAGGAGAUGACCUUCUUGUAAAUGAGUUAUUGGACCUUAUGGAAGAUACUAUGGCAGACUUUACAGCCACCUUCAGACAACUGGCAGAAAUUAAAUUAGAAGAGUUGAGCGAUGCAAACAAUCAGUUCGAGAACUAUUGGUCCCUCAAGAAAGUGAGUACAGGAAAAAAAUGGCAACAAUGGGUGAAAAAAUACCAGCAAAGGAUCCACUUAGAAAAUAUCGGCGAAGAAGAGAGACGCAAGCGCACGACGAUUGUGAAUCCCAUUUAUGUUCCCAGGAACUGGAUUCUACAGGAUGCAAUCGCUGAUGCUGAACAAAAUGACUUCAAAAAGGUUCGCCAUUUACUAGAAGUGUUGAAGGAGCCGUUUAAACUGAAUGAGGAAGCAGAGAAACUCGGUUACUCUUCUCAGCCCCCAAGCUGGUCAUUUGGCCUUAAACUCAGUUGCUCUAGUUAA
Leptosia nina is the source of this 1599-nucleotide messenger RNA. NCBI's taxonomy places the organism in Eukaryota, Metazoa, Arthropoda, Insecta, Lepidoptera, Pieridae. The record is from the annotation of a GenBank genome assembly.